Messenger RNA from Ochotona curzoniae (black-lipped pika), 2254 nucleotides. It is a transcript of the gene PIP4P2, whose product is annotated as phosphatidylinositol-4,5-bisphosphate 4-phosphatase 2. Gene Ontology annotation, cellular component: phagocytic vesicle membrane; late endosome membrane; plasma membrane. The transcript is spliced from 7 exons. Lineage: Eukaryota; Metazoa; Chordata; Mammalia; Lagomorpha; Ochotonidae. The coding region runs from base 108 to 881 and encodes 257 amino acids. The record is from RefSeq and is a predicted model, not a curated record. Gene Ontology annotation, biological process: phosphatidylinositol dephosphorylation. Gene Ontology annotation, molecular function: phosphatidylinositol-4,5-bisphosphate 4-phosphatase activity.
CGGGCCCUCCCGGAGGCGGCGGCGGCAGCAGCGGCAGCAGCAGCAGCAGCAGCCGCCGCCACCUCCACCGCAAGCCGGCCUCUCCUGGCCCCGCCGCUGCUGCAGUCAUGGCUGCUGACGGCGUGGACGAACGCUCGCCACUGCUGUCAGCAUCCCAUUCCGGGAAUGUCACUCCCACGGCCCCACCGUACUUGCAAGAAAGCAGCCCCAGAGCGGAACUCCCACCUCCAUAUACAGCCAUCGCAAGCCCAGAUGCCAGUGGUAUUCCUGUAAUAAACUGCCGUGUGUGCCAGUCGCUAAUCAAUCUGGAUGGCAAACUUCAUCAGCAUGUGGUUAAGUGCACCGUUUGCAAUGAAGCUACGCCAAUCAAAAGCCCGCCAACAGGGAAGAAAUAUGUGCGAUGCCCUUGUAAUUGUCUCCUCAUUUGUAAGGACACAUCCCGGCGGAUAGGGUGUCCGAGACCCAACUGCAGACGCAUAAUCACCCUUGGCCCAGUAAUGCUUAUUUCUGAAGAACAGCCGGCGCAGCCAGCAUUGCCCAUCCAACCAGAAGGUACAAGGGUUGUGUGUGGCCAUUGCGGAUACACAUUUCUGUGGAUGGAACUGAGGUUCAACACUCUGGCAAAAUGCCCACACUGCAAAAAAAUCUCCUCGGUGGGGAGUGCACUACCAAGAAGACGCUGCUGUGCAUACAUUACCAUUGGGAUGAUAUGCAUUUUCAUUGGCGUUGGACUAACUGUUGGUACCCAAGACUUUUCAAGGCGAUUUCAUGCAACCUAUGUUUCUUGGGCAAUUGCUUAUCUUUUAGGUCUGAUCUGCCUUAUCCGAGCUUGUUACUGGGGAGUCAUAAGAGUCAGCUACCCAGAGCACAGUUUUGCAUAAGCUUCCUUAUGAUUCAGCGAUAGCAGGUCAGAGUGUCUAGUGAUUCUCAGUAAGCUACUCUGAAAAUCUUAUAUCAUUUAUCUUAAUGGAUUCCAUUCUGAUUAAUGUGUGAUAAUUUCAAGACUUGGAGAGUCUUACAAACAAAUGCUCAUUGCACUACAUUAUAUGCAAAUAGAUUGUUUUGCUGCUAGAUUUUCAAACUUGGAAAUAUAAAGCUGUGUUUUUAUGUUCUUUCAAACCUCUUGAAGGUAUUUUCAGAUUUACCACCAAACAUUGAAUAGUCUCAUGUUUUCAUUAUUGUUCAGUUAUUCUGUUACUUGUCGAUGUGUGAGUAUUCCCAAUAAUUGUUAAUACAUGUUUCUACAACAGUUUCACAUUUAUACUUACAUUUCAAUUAAAAAUGAUCAAAAUUGCUUGCUUUAAAAUCUAAACAGUGAGAUUUUGCUUGAACUGCUUUACAGUAACUUUAACCUAAGAUUAUAGUGCCCUUAUUUAAGAAAAAAUUUGGGUAUACCUUCAAAGAUUUAACAACUUUGUCAAAGAAAAAACAUUUCUAGAUACUGUAUGCUUGUUUUCUGUUGUUUGUAGAAAGAUACAAUAUUUUGAUAGUAAUUUAAAAUAUUGGAUUGAACAAUAUUUGUUUGUUCAUGGUUAGAGAUGUUGGAUAAAUGUCUUUCCUCAAAGAUCACAGGACUUAUUUUUCAUUCUUGCCUUUUUAUUUACCAUUUUGAAAGAUCUGGUCUGGAUUCAUGGGAUUUAAUGCAACGUUAUCUCUGAGUAUUCCUUCACAGAGAUUGCAGGAAAUAUUUCAUAUUCACAUGUUUUCUAAUAUUUCAUCAUUUAAUCAAAGAUAUACUUACACUGGAUUGUGCUCCUUUUCAUUAAAUCAUGGUAAAUUUUUUCUUACCGAGAUAAUUAUGUACCACAUAUAUGUGAAGGGAAGUUUACGACAUUGUACACUAACUAAAAUGUUUAUAUUAGAGGUACUCUUACUGGUCUUACCAAAUAUGACUGAUCAGAUGAUUAUCCAAUUUACUUAAGAAAAUAGAUCAGGAACAAAAAGCAGUAUAGUUUGGGGUCAGCUCUUGCACUGCCCAUCCUUGCAGUUUUGAAAAAGAAGUUACUUAAUUCAGAAGUAAUGUUCUGAAAUCUUUCAUGUAGUAGAAUUAGAUAAUUAGAUUAUCUGGGUAAAUUAAUUGGUGAUUGCAGGGAUAAGACUAACAUUUUAAGUUAAGUUUCUGAUUAUUAUAAAAAUGUACUCAUCAGAGUUUGAGCAAAAUAACUGUAAACUUUAAAGAGUUAAAUGAUAAAUGUAUAAGUACAGUAGCUCAGGAGUAUAUGUACCUUUGAAAAUAUGCUAAUAAAGAUUAUUG